Diversispora eburnea is the source of this 159-nucleotide messenger RNA. NCBI's taxonomy places the organism in Eukaryota, Fungi, Glomeromycota, Glomeromycetes, Diversisporales, Diversisporaceae. The record is from the annotation of a GenBank genome assembly.
AUGCUUGUGGUUAAUACUGAAGUUGAACCUGAUGAUGAAUCAAGAUUUAGUCAACUGAAAGACCCAGAAAUGGUAAACCAAAAUGUUCAAAUUGAAAUACCAUCUAUACGCGUUGUUGGAGAGAUCUGGAAAGUUAACGUUUGGUUAGUUCACAAGUGA